Molecule: messenger RNA, 3481 nt
Organism: Gymnodraco acuticeps
Lineage: Eukaryota; Metazoa; Chordata; Actinopteri; Perciformes; Bathydraconidae
Gene: itpkb
Product: inositol-trisphosphate 3-kinase B
Exons: 12
Coding region: 655-2979 (774 amino acids)
Biological process (GO): inositol phosphate biosynthetic process
Cellular component (GO): cytoplasm; nucleus
Molecular function (GO): inositol-1,4,5-trisphosphate 3-kinase activity; inositol tetrakisphosphate kinase activity
Source: RefSeq, a predicted model, not a curated record
UUGUCGCUUCCGGCUUCCAGCUCACAGACAAACAGCGCUUUACUACGAGCUGCAGCACUCAUGACAACAGAAACCUCCCCACAAAGUAUGAGAGCAAGCUGCGAGAGCAUUUCACUGCUCGAUACGACAAGCUUUGAAGUUUUCGUGUAAUAAACAGAGCGAAACCCCUCCCGGGAAACCAAACUACAUUUUGAAAUCUUCUUCUUCUUUUUUAGAGGAGGCUUUUUUUGGGUGAAAAGGUGAAAAAUCGGGUGGGAAAAGCACCGGCGGCAGCGUCGAAGAAGUUCGUUUUUUUUGGAAGAAACCAAGAACACCACAGAAGAAGAGCACAUUAAGUUGUUGUAGUGCACACAGGGUAGCGUAUUCUUAUGAGUCGCGUUAAAAGUGUCAGGCACAGACAGAGAAGAGUCAUCCUCGGGAUUAUAGCUGCUGGCAUCUGGCUGUAAUAUCACUCAGACCAAUAAAAGUGUCCCGGAGAAGCCUUGGAGAGGACGGGACCUCGGGGAGUGGCGGGUGCAGGGAGCGGUGUGGAGCUGUUGCUGCGGACUGAAGACUGAAGAAACACUGAGAGCCGUCCUCCACCCCUCCCUGCUGCUCCAGGGGAGAUAGUCAGAUGUGCACUCUGCACUCAAAGCCCCUGGCCUGGCCGCAAGGAUGGCAGCCUCUGCCCUGAACGGCCUUGGAGUCAUGAACAGCAGUAAUCAGUUUCACACCCAGCCAGGCUCCUCUAGCACCGCCUCUCGAACUAGAACCAGUCCAGUGGGCCGUCCUGUGCUUCCCGUUCCUGAUCGGAGCACCUUCUGUCCGCUACUGAGCGGGGGGGCACCGGGCGGAGGUCUCUACAGCCCAACCAGCCCUAAGAGCCCUCGAACUCUGGGAGGGACUUUUGUCUUCCCUCCUUCGUCCUCUCUCUCCCCCAGCCCCACACACCGCGCUCGCUCCCCCUCCCCACGAAGCCCGGAGCUCCUGGGAGUCAAUGUGGGCCAGCGGGUCCGCCGACUGAGCUCCUCCGGGGGUGAGGAGAGAGGGGAAGGAGAAGGGCAGGAGGAGAGGGGAGGAGGGGAGACGGGAGGAGGCGAGAAGCGAGAGGACAGGAGACGCCAGGCGCAGCUGCUGCAGAUACACAGAGAGCUGCAGAACGUGGAGGUCAGGGGAAAAGUGGGCAUUUUCGAGGCUCACAUUUCCGGGAUUCGUGCCCAAGUGCUUAACACUGAGCUCCAGCGCAGCCCUCGGCCUCCAAGACGAUCGCCUAGCCAAACCCCCUCCGAUCCCAACCAAGGAAACACAGACUUUAAAUUCCCGAUGACCCACCCGCAAGAGAGUAAAGUUCCUGCUGUGGUCCAAAAUGGAAGAGAACAGGAGGAAGAAACUAUGGAAGUAGGAAGGAGAGGAGAUGAGGAGGAUAAAACAACAAAAACAGACAACAACACACUGAUUGGUCAAAAUGGCAGCCAUUCAGAAACAACAAUGCAAACUCCAUGUUUAGACGGAGCGUUUGUCGUUCGAGGCUCCCUGGAGAUGUUAAACCCAGAUGAAGGGGAGGAAACAGAGGGAGAAAAAGACCAAGGGGAGGUAGAAAACAAACAAAUGUUGGGAGACGAAAGAGAACGGACAGAGGGAGAAGUAAGAGAUGAGAAAGAGGACCGAUCUUGCCUUGAGAUGUCGCUCCAGACAGAGGGGGAUAGGUUGGAGGUUAACCCAGGAAUGGAUGCUUUCCCUCGGGCACAAAGCAGUGAGAGCGCCCACUGUUUAAUGGACACCGAUAAAACCUCCAACCACGGUCCCUCCAUCCCUGCCGUCAUUAUAACUGACCACGGGUUGGACAGCCAGGUUCAAACUUUUGAAGACCCCGGCUCAGACCAGGGGUUAGGCUGCACCCCCAGCCCCAGUUCCAGCCCCGUCCCCGGAUCAAACUUCUCCACCCGCUCCCUCAGGAAGCUGUCGUCCUCCUCUGCCUCUUCGGCCGGGUUCUCGUCCUCCUGGGAAGAGUCUGAGGAGGACAUUUCCAGUGAUACAGAGAAGGGAGAGCAGCUCCUCAACCCUGAAUUCCUCAAUUCUCAACAGAGAGCGCACAAGUCUUGGAAGAAGAUAAAGAACAUGGUGCACUGGUCCCCGUUUGUCAUGUCCUUCAAGAAGAAAUAUCCCUGGAUACAACUGGCAGGGCAUGCAGGGAGUUUCAAGGCGGGAGCUAACGGCCGUAUACUAAAAAAACACUGUGAAUGUGAGCAGCGCUGUUUGUCCCUCCUGAUGAAAGACGUGCUGCGCCCGUACGUCCCUGGUUACCACGGAGACAUAGAGAAAGACGGCCAGAAAUACAACCAGAUGGAGGACCUGCUGGCUGAGUUCGACUUCCCGUGUGUGAUGGACUGCAAGAUGGGAGUAAGGACCUACCUCGAGGAAGAGCUGACCAAGGCUCGUAAGAAACCCUCCCCGAGACCGGACAUGUAUCAGAAAAUGGUGGAGGUUGAGCCUGAUGCGCCUACGCCCGAGGAAAACCUCCAGAAAGUGGUGUCCAAACCCAGAUACAUGCAGUGGAGAGAGACCAUAAGCUCAACCGCCACCCUGGGAUUCAGGAUAGAGGGCGUCAAGAAGGAGGACGGGACGGUGAACAGAGAUUUUAAGAAGACGAAAACGAGAGAGCAAGUUACUGCUGCCUUCCAUGACUUUGUCAAAGGAAAUAAAGACGUACUGAACCUUUAUCUAAGUAGCCUGGAAGAAGUCAAAAACACUCUGGAGAUCUCCCCAUUCUUCAAAACGCACGAGGUGAUUGGCAGCUCCUUGUUAUUUGUUCACGACAGUAAGGGGCGGGCCAAAGUCUGGAUGAUCGACUUUGGGAAAACCACGCCUCUUCCUGAAGGGCAGGAACUGACCCACCGAGCAUCGUGGGUAGAGGGCAACCGAGAAGAUGGAUACCUGUCUGGACUUGAAAGUUUGGUGAACAUCAUUUUAUCCAUGGCGAACUCUGAACCUGAAGUCUGAGGGUUUAAAAAAGUUAACCAAGUGAACUUUUGGACACACGACAAACACUUCCUUUCAUUCUUCCUCUCACUCGGGAACACUUUGGACUUCCUCAAGGAUUCCUCCAUGGAAAUGUGUCCAUAUGUUGGAAACCACAUCAUCCCAUAACAAUGUUUGGCCUAAUCCAUUCAUGGACACAACCUAUUUUAUUAAUAUCCUGUCCCCUCAAGGGAUAGGCCUUUUUCACAACACUUUUUUCUGUAUUUUUUCUACUAUGACAAAGAAAUGUCUGCUGUGAAAAAAAUCUCUUUUUACAAGAAAUAAGUAGAUUACCUAAUCCAAAUUGAAAGCUAAGGCUAAUGAUAUUUCAUAUUUUUUAUAUUUUUAACAAAAAAACAAACAAACAUAAAAUGUCCAAAAUCAACAAUAUUAGUUUGUCUUUCAAUAUCUGCCCAGCAUGUACGUUUUUCUCAGCCCGAAGCCAAUUUAAUCCUGACGAAGACAUAAAUAUGUACAAAAAUGA